CAACAACAAUGUCUAACAUUUUCUCAUUCUUCGGUCAAGAGAUCAAAACUGGUGCUCCUCAAGCUUUCGAAAUUCCAUUCGGUGAAGUUAUUCUCCACUUGUCCACCGUCUCUCUUGCUAAGGAUACUCCAAAGGGAGCAAUUACCAGAGUUUUUGUUCACUCAGUUGAUGAAGAUGACAAGGAAACGAAGGAAUCUGUCUCCAUUGACUUGAACUUCAGCGAAGAUGUUGCCCUCUCUAUUGAAACAUCCGCUAAUGAUGAUACUACUGUCCACGUUACUGGUUAUAUUAACUUGAUUAACGAAGAUGGUGAAGAAGAUGAAAGUGAUGAAGAAGAAAAGACCAAGCUCUUGAGAAAGAUGUUGGAAGAAGAAGAUGACGAAGAAGAUGAAGAUUUCAAACCAGAUUUGAACGAAUCAUCUGAAUCUGCAAAGCUCGAAGAAUUGAGUGACGAAGAUGAUAUUGAACCAAUUGUCGGUGAAGAAGAUGACGAAGAUGUCGAUCUUGAUGAAGAACAAACUGAGGAAGUUGUUAAGAGAGUUCAAGAUUUAGAAACUAGAUUGGGAAGAGAAGCUAACGAUGAAGAAAUCAAGGGUAUUGUUGAAAGAGUUCAAUCUGGCAUUCCUGAACCAAAGAAGGAACAAAAGCAACCACAAAAACAACAACAAAAACAACAACCAAAGCAACAACAAAAGCAACAACCAAAGGAAGAUAAGAAGAGAAAGCAAGAAGAAGCUCUAGGAAAUAACAAGAAGAAUAAGAACAAGAAGAAUAAGAAGAAAUAAAUUAAUUUUUUAAUCGU
Messenger RNA from Naegleria gruberi, 802 nucleotides. RefSeq names its product nucleolar basal body binding protein BN46/51 small subunit. The record is from RefSeq and is a predicted model, not a curated record. The coding region runs from base 9 to 785 and encodes 258 amino acids. The transcript is spliced from 2 exons. NCBI's taxonomy places the organism in Eukaryota, Heterolobosea, Eutetramitea, Acrasida, Naegleriidae.